Mus musculus (house mouse) is the source of this 375-nucleotide messenger RNA. It is a transcript of the gene Esp38, whose product is annotated as exocrine gland secreted peptide 38. Lineage: Eukaryota; Metazoa; Chordata; Mammalia; Rodentia; Muridae. The record is from RefSeq and is marked validated. Gene Ontology annotation, cellular component: extracellular region. Bases 90 to 332 code for a protein of 80 amino acids. The transcript is spliced from 3 exons. Gene Ontology annotation, molecular function: pheromone activity. Gene Ontology annotation, biological process: signal transduction.
GAGAAAAGAAACAUAACCAUCUCUUAAGUGGCUUCAUCCAACAGAGGUGGAGGCAGAUGGAGACCCACAUUCAAUCAUCAGGCAAAGCAAUGGCUUCAUUCCCACUGAUGUAUUUCUUCAUCAUUCUGGUGUUUCCAACAAUACUUCCUGAAGGAAGGGCACUGAAACGGACUGAGGAAGAACCCCAUAUAUCUGCUGAUCUCAAGGUUGACUUCGAAAUACCUGUUUGCCAAAGUAAAAUAAAUGACAUAAAUGUUAUGUUAAUGUCACGUGUCUCAGACCAAGGUGGUGUAUUGUUUUUACCAUUCAGAUUUGUUUUACACACAUGUUGAAUUUAUGUAUUGCCUUGAAUAAAGUUUAACUAGGUGGUUAUUA